Molecule: messenger RNA, 1999 nt
Organism: Theileria parva strain Muguga
Lineage: Eukaryota; Apicomplexa; Aconoidasida; Piroplasmida; Theileriidae
Product: tubulin/FtsZ family GTPase domain protein
Exons: 5
Coding region: 637-1959 (440 amino acids)
Biological process (GO): microtubule cytoskeleton organization; mitotic cell cycle
Cellular component (GO): cytoplasm; microtubule
Molecular function (GO): GTP binding; structural constituent of cytoskeleton
Source: RefSeq, a predicted model, not a curated record
AAUUGCCGUCAGAAUUUUUAUCACAUUAUCUUGAGAAUUUUUAUCAAGAUUUUCUAAUUGAGGAUUUGGGCUCUCAUACAAUUGUCACUUCGUGAUCUUAAGAUAGUGUUUACAAAAUUUUAUCUAUUAGUGUAAAAUUUCGCUGUAUAUAUGAAAAGUACACGUAAAUCUCUCUAUAAAUAUCUAAAUUUCAUACAUUAACGGCUAAUUAUACAAUUUAUCACCAAGUGAUCAUGUAAUUGUGUUAAAAUUUUAUAUAUUAAUUUGUAUUUGUGAGUUGUUUGAUUAAGGUUAGCAACGGUAUGUACAGUUGAUAGGGGAAAAUGUGUAGGUUUCAGAUUUGGUGUGGAAAAAGAUACGAGAGACGCCGCGGCGAAGAUUUGAAUUAAAAGAUGUGUGUGGAUUUUCGAGGGUACGGUCUCCGUGAGAUCUAGGUUGCGUCUUAGGAGACGCAGGUCUGAAAAUUACUUGCUUUAAAUUAUUUUUUAAGUAUUUAAAAAUUAUUUUAGUAAAAUAUUACAUAGAUUCACAAAUCAAACGUUCAUUUAGUAUUGAUUUUCAUCUUCAGUUUUAACAAAACCAAAGAUUCCAAAAACAUAAUCAACCAGAAAAAUAAUUUCAAACUCAAACCAAAAAAUGAGAGAAGUUAUUGCAAUUCACGUAGGACAAGCCGGUGUACAACUCGGAAGCUCCGUCUGGGAGUUAUUUUGUGCUGAGCACGGAGUGAAGCCUGACGGUACCACUGAGAAAGUUAGCAAGUCCAAGAAAGAUGAAGAAGGAGCCGCCUUCCACACAUUCUUCUCAGAAUCCGAAUCCGGCAGACAAGUGCCGAGGUGUGUGUUUGUGGACUUGGAGCCUAGUGUGAUUGACUCUGUGGAGAAGGGCAAGUUUGGAAGUUUGUAUCAUCCUGAGCAGUUGAUAUCUGGCAAGGAGGACGCGGCGAAUAACUUUGCAAGGGGACACUACACUGUGGGCCGUGACAUUUACUCACCGGUCAUGGACAGGAUUAGGAGACUCACUGACAUGUGUGACAGUGUUCAGGGCUUUUUAUUCUUCUCCGCUGUCGGCGGAGGUACUGGUUCCGGUACUGGAAGUUUACUGUUGGAGAACAUUGGCGCGGAGUUUGAGAGGAAGACUAAGCUGUCGUUCUGCAUCUGGCCGUCACCUCAGGUCUCCACUGCAGUUGUAGAGCCUUACAACUCAGUUCUGACCACUCACUCGCUGCUGGAACACUCUGAUGUCGCAGUUGUGCUCGAUAACGAGGCCAUCUACGGCAUUUGCAAGAAUAACCUUGAAAUUGGCCGCCCCAACUACCAGAACCUGAACAAGAUCAUUGCGCAGGUGAUUUCCUCACUCACAACCUCACUGAGGUUCGACGGUGCACUCAACGUUGACAUGAGCGAAUUCCAAACUAACCUUGUACCCUACCCGAGAAUCCACUUCAUGCUCUCCUCAUACUCACCCAUCAUCAGUAAGAGGAAAGCCAAACAUGAACAAAUGUCCGUCUCCGAAAUCACAUUCUCAGCAUUCGACCCCAAGUCCAUGAUGGCUGAAUGCGAUCCCAGAACAGGAUACUACAUGUCAUGCUGCCUCAUGUACAGGGGCGAUGUUGUGCCUAAGGAUGUGAAUCAUGCGAUAUCGGUGGUGAAGAAUAAGAAGACUGUGAAGUUUGUUGACUGGUCUCCAACUGGGUUUAAGUUUGGAAUUAACUACCAGCCUCCGUGUGUGGUGCCGGGUGAUGACAUUUCCAGGCCCUCGAGGGCGGUUUGCAUGAUCAGUAACUCCACUUCAAUUGCCGAAGUUUUCACCAGAAUGGACAAGAAAUUCGAUCUUAUGUACGCCAAACGUGCGUUCAUCCACUGGUACGUCAGCGAAGGCAUGGAGGAGUGCGAGUUCCAGGAAGCCAGGGAAGACGUCGCAGCACUUGAAAAAGACUACGAAAGCGCCGGAAGCCAAUAAUCAACACCUAAAAAUUACUUCAAUUUUUCAACGUACAUCA